GAUAUUUUCAAUAUUUCGGUUGCUUCGAAAUAUUAUCACUUGUAAAUUAGUUUUGGUCUUUCAAACGAAAUGCAGACUCAUUGUGCAGUACUCUAAGUUACCUAUGUUAUGUAUUUGUUCCAAAAAAAAUCAAAUAUCAGCAAUAAGAUACCUUACCUACAUCAAGUUACAAAAUGAAAUAUUGUUGUCUCUUCGCUUUUUUCAUCUCUAUUAAUGGUAACGAGUACUUAGUUCCUGUGAAAAAAUUACAAGAUAUAGCGAAUAUCGUGAAUAAAUUACCGAACUCAACUUGGCAGGCCACAAUUUCUGACACUAUUUGGUCGGCUGACGGCAGCAACGUAAAUUUCAAAACUCUUCUAGGUGCUCUUGAUUCUUCACAAGCUCCACAAUUAUCAUGGGAUUACGACGAUGUAGCGAAUAAUUGCGAAGAAAAUGGAUUACCAAAAUUUUUUGAUGCCCGAGAACAUUGGCCAAAAUGUGCUUCGGUGAUUGGACAUGUGUACGAUCAAGGAAACUGUGGAAGUUGUUGGGCAGUAGCCACAACAUCAGUUUUCAGUGACAGAGUUUGCAUCGCAUCUAAAGGGAAAAUCACUUCAUUAUAUUCUAUUCAACAACUACUCUCUUGUUGUCACGAAUGCAAACUUUACCGAAAUGAACGCGACGGUUGCGAAGGUGGAUGGCCAUUGGCAGCUUGGUCUUACAUUAAAAGAACAGGUCUGAGCACCGGAGGUGAUUACGGAUCAAAACAAGGAUGCCAGCCAUAUUUAAUAAAAAAUUGCGAUCACCAUUUGGAUGUUCCGGUGUAUGCACCAUGCUCCUCUCUACCAGACGAACGAGCUUCUAAAUGCAAACACCAUUGUUAUAAUACUUCUUACAAAAAAUUGUUUAAAAAAGAUCGAAUUAAAGUGGAGAAGUACUACAAAAUAUCACCAUGCGCGGCUCAAAAUGAAAUUUAUAAAUAUGGUUCAAUAGCUUCAUUUUUCACCGUCUACGAAGAUUUCCCUACCUACAAAUCAGGUAUUUAUCAACACAUCACAGGCAAAAAAAGAGGCCUUCACGUAGUUCGAGUAAUUGGCUGGGGAGAAGAAAAUGGAAUACCUUAUUGGCUAGCAGUAAAUUCAUGGAAUGAGCACUGGGGAGAUAAAGGAUACUUUAAAAUUCUACGUGGCUCGAACGAAGUCUGGUUCGAAGACAACUUGAGCGCCGGUAGACCCAAAAUACACUAGAAAAAAAUUAAAAUUAUCCACGAAGAAAUUAAACUCUUACAUUUUAAUAUUUA
Molecule: messenger RNA, 1279 nt
Organism: Planococcus citri (citrus mealybug)
Lineage: Eukaryota; Metazoa; Arthropoda; Insecta; Hemiptera; Pseudococcidae
Product: cathepsin B-like cysteine proteinase 1
Exons: 6
Coding region: 174-1226 (350 amino acids)
Cellular component (GO): lysosome
Molecular function (GO): cysteine-type endopeptidase activity
Source: RefSeq, a predicted model, not a curated record